UAGCCUUUAGCGAGCUAGCUUACUGCCCGGCGAGCUAACGGUAGCUAGCUAGCUAGUUAGCUGACAGCCGCGGGUCAAAAUGUCGACUUCAGUUAAACUUUAAAUCUUUAUAUUUGACUUUUAGCGAAUGAUGCAGUGUGUUUUCUUGCAGUGUGUGUUGUUGUUAAGACGUGGGUGUGGACGGACGAACCACACGCGAUGUUGAAAAUAUCAAUUUUGAAGGUGGAGAACCCGUCCUGCCUCUGGGGUCGGGUUGUUCGGGGUCUGGGCGGCGACGUGGAGACGACAGAACAGUACAACAGUCUGCUGGCUCAGAUGAACCUCUUCUACCACGACGUCACUCAGGACCUGCGCAAGCUGACGCCCACGUCGUUAGAGGAGGGACAGGUGUGUGUGGUGUACUGGUCAGUGAUGAAGACGUGGUGUCGGGCCGUGGUGGAGUCGGUCAUCAUGGACUCUGUGUCCUGUAAGGCUCGCUGCCUCCUGGUUGACCACGGAGAACGGCUCGUCGUCCCCUCAGACCAGAUCCGAGUCGCCGCCAAGAACUUCCUUCAGUUGCCUUUUUGGGUGAGGAGGUUUCACCUGGCGGGAAUCAAACCAACAACCCUGCGAGUGUCUCUGUACGAGGGGAAGGCAGAGCUCAUUCCGUCCACUCAGUGGGACAGCUCAGCUACACUCUACCUGCACAACCUGCUACAGGCAUCGACUUGGACAGAGGCUGUGCUGCUCGAGUCCAAGUCAGACUCCACCUCCAUCGAGCUCUACCUCACCGUCGGGAACAUCAAGAUCUGUGUGAACGACGACCUGGUGGCCAAGAAGUUUGCGUAUUACAGCAGAGCGUCGGCUGAGAGCAGCAGCUUGGACGAGGUCGACCGAUAUCCCGUCAUGUUGUCCUCCAGCAUCUUAACCCAGACCGUCUCCAAGACCUCAAACAAGUCGACAGUACCAACCCAGCCACCUCCUGUGAUGUCAGAAGGUCUGACUGCAGCCGGAGCAGGUGAUUGGCUGACGGCACCGUCUCCGCCUCAGAGCCAACAACAUGAGCUGAGGACCUGCGAGGGAGACGUCAGGUCAAAGGUCACAGAGGAACGGCUGUCUCCAGGCAGCCGAUCGAAGGAUGGCUCCGACCCUGCUGCUGCAGAGAGUGACUCAUCAGACGACACCGACUCCUCUCUGGCUGCAGCUCUGACCAGAAACCUCAGUCUGUUCAAGUUCCUGAAGUUUCUGAAUCCUGGCAGCAGCUUCCAGCAGGCGGCUCGCAGUCCUGAGGAGCUGAAUAACUGUCGACCUGAAGAGACGGCUGCAGCCUCCGGCGUCUGCACCGCACAGGAAGCGUACGCCACCGACACGUCUGCAGACAUUCUUGAGCCUGAGGCAGCAGCUGAGGACGAGCUUCAUAUGAGUGAUGGAAAACGUGGAGCUGCAGGUCUGAACAGCAGCCAGGCUGAAGAUCUGACAGAUGAAGACACGAGCAGCUCCAGUAGAUCAGUAGAAACUGGACCAGCAGAGGCCGAGAAGGCGUGGAGGAGUGAAGCGGACUGGGCCUGUUCACGGCUUUUGGAGUGGUUGAACCCGGAGCCUCUGAACCCUGAUCCAGACGCUGCAGACAAUGUGGUCGUUCCCUGUGAUCCCAGGAGGAAUGGGAUUCUGGUGCACUCUGCCCUCCCAGUCGAGCCCUGCAGCAGCCUGGACGACGCCCCCAUCACUGAUGCUCUCCGCUGGGUGCUGCGGAGGAAGCAGUACACCUCCCUCUCUCCAGCCGACCGUUACAGCUGGCCAGCUGUGGCUCGAGGCUGCAACACCGUCAUCAUCUCCCACAACGCCGACCAGCCGUUCAGCUACCUCGCCCCGCUCCUCACCCACAUCCUGCUCAACUCCAUCUACAGCUCCCUCACCUCCAGCACAGGGCCCGUAGCGGUGCUGCUGUGUCCGGGCUGGGAGAAGGUCCAGGCGGUGUAUGACCUGCUGGAGGAGAGCAAGAUCGUCCAUAUCCUCCACCCGUACGUCGUGCAGCUGGGUGUCGGGAAGGACGAGGCCAAGACCGUCAGGAUCCCAAAAAACUGCCUGCUGUUGGUGACGACUCCCUUCAGUCUGGUCCGUCUUCUGUCCUGUCACUGCUUCAUGUUUAUGCGUCUGUACCACCUGGUCCUGGACGGGGCUGACCAGCUCUUUACUCUCGCUCCAGAACAGAUGGCGACCAUCUUGCAGCAUUUUCAGAAAGUGACCUCCAGGGAGGAGAAGGCGUCCUGUCCGAAGCAGCUCGUCGCUGUGGCGAAGCGAUGGACCGGUCACAUGGAGGGUUUGUUGACCAACCACAUGCCUUCCCCCUGCAUUGUCAUGACCGUCCCUGAGGAGGCUGCUGUCUAUGGAGACGUUCAGCAGAUCAUCCUCAUGACUCUAGAGAGCAGUAAGAUCUCAGUGCUGUUGGGCGUGUUGGAUUUUAACCCAGACGUCGGACAGAAGACUCUGAUCGUAACCAACUCUUCACAGGAAGUGGAAGACGUGUUCAAGGCCGUGAGCAACAAAUCAGCGUUCUGCCUGAAAACCCACCAGGGUUUAACGCACCAGUUUGACUCUGUCGUCCAGCAGUGGAGGAAAAACAUCAGCCCUGGAACUCAUGUCAUUCUGGUGACCACCCAUGAGUGUCUGAAGUGUUUUGGGAUCAGAGAUGCAACCUGCGUCGUCCACUACGGCUUCCCCACCUCUCCCAAAGUGUUCGGCAGCCGACUCUUCUGCAUGGCUGAGAACUUCAGGAACCUCUCAGAACGAGUUUCCUCCCAGGAUCAAACCGAGAGCCGCCCUCACGUUUCCAGGUCGGUGCUGCUGAUCUCAGAGAGGAACGCCCGUCACGUGGUCGGGGUUCUGCGUUACCUGGGACGAACCAACGCCCCGCUGCCUCCCGAGCUACUGUCCUUCGCCCACGGCGUCCAUGUGGCCCGGGAGGACCAGAAGACCAACAGACCUCUCUGCAGCUACCUGAAGAGCUUCGGAGUCUGCAGAGACAGCAGUUCUUGUCCUGACCGUCACAGGUUCAUUCCCCAGCUCGAUCAGUCUGAGCUCCCGGCGUCUGGAGUCAUAGAAGUUGUUCCUCUUUACAUCAAGACGCCGUCUGUCUUCUAUGGUCGUAUCGUCAGGAAAGAGGACGGGGGUUUCGAUGCUUUGGCAUCUAAAAUGGCGUCUUACUAUGCUGAUAAGAAACCAGGAGCCACAGAGAUGCUGGAGGGAGGUUUUUACUCCGUGCAGGAGGACGAUGUCUUCCACAGGGUGAAGAUCCUCUCCAUCCCCGACAGACGCGACCGACUGUUCUUCAGCGUCCUCGUUCGGUUUAUCGACGUAGGGAAGGAGGAGGAGGUGAAAAACCAUCAGAUCCUUCAGCUGCCGGAGCAGUUUCAGUCUCUGCCAGGACAGGCCGUGGAGAUCAUCGUCUGCAGGGUCAAACCAGCCGACGCCGAGAUCAACUGGCACCCAAAGGUCACCAGAGCCGUGAGCCAGAAGAUCCGAGGUCUGCAGCACCGAGCCAGAGCAGUUCUCAGUCUGGGAAACACGGUCUUUGUUGAUCCCAUGGUCCGUGUGACCCACAUCCCAGGAAUGAAAACCGUCAUCAACGAAUACAACGUCCAAUCUGAGAUCCUGAACACUGGGAUGGGAGUCAGCAACCCAGAGCACCUGGACCUGCUGAGGGCGCUGUGUCAGGAGGGCGAGGAGGCGGGUGUUUCUGGACUGACGGAUGUGUCAGCGUCUCUGGAGAUCCGCAUCAAAGCCGAGGAAGAAGUUCUGGCUGAAGUCUUCAGAGCAGCCGAGGUCAAGAAGCUCAGCGACCCUCCUCAGCUCGAGCCGUGUGAGCCACGAAGUCCAGGAUCCUCAGCGAACCAGUCCCUGAUCCCAGCACCACCAGACCCUGAACUCCACCUGGUCCCAGAGAGAGAUGAGAAAUCCCCGUCAGACGAACAGAUAAACAACCACACAGCUGAUCUGAAGUCAGCUGAACAGAUGACCAGAAACAAAGAUGGAGGAGAAAUCUGCUCCACAACCAGCCUGUCUGUUCAUCUCAGCUCCUGUGAUAAAGGUGACGAUCAGAGCAGCAGACAACAGAUCAACAUCAGCACUAACACAACAGACAGAGAUGAAUCCACGAAAAGUUUCCAUCCUCAGGUCCGCUGGCACCAGACGUCCGACUCUGUGAUCGUGACGGUGAAGCUGAUGAACCCGGAGGCUCAGCGCUGCGACUUCUACCCGGACCGAGUCGUCUACAGUGGCAGAGUGAACGGUCGGUCCUACAGAGCCGACCUGGACCUUCAUGGGAACGUCGCUGCGGACCGAUGCUGCUGGGAAAUGAAGUCCAACGAGCCGGUUCUCAAACUGGUCAAACAGGAGCAGGGAUACUGGGACAAACUCCUCAAGAACAAGAAUAUUUUUGUGAGUUAUGAUAUGGAGCACUUUGAAGAUGAUGAAGACACAGCACCAAAUGAUCUGUGGUUUGUGGAGAACACAGGAGAGAAUAACUGGUAUGUGAACUCAGAGAGUGGCAGUGAGAGUGACUAAAGGUGUUUUACAGUGUGUUGGUAUUUGUGUUGUGUAGAAACAUCUGCAGUGAAUUUAGUGAAUAUUUAACCUUUAUAUUGUGUCUGACUGCAGCAAAUCUGAUUUAUAAGUUUGUCACGUUUGUCAUGUUGUGGAAGAAUUUCCCAGAUUCAAUUGCUUUAUUUUUCUCAUUUCCAGUGUUAUUUACAUUAGAAAUUUGCUGUGGCCUUCACAGUCACCAGAUCUCAACCCAACUGAGCUCAGGUCUGUCUGUAAGGAAGGCAGUUUAUUAGGAACACAUAGCUGAACCUAAUGCAGUAUAAUAGAACAGUCCUGCAGUAAAUCCUCCUUCAUGAGGAUUACAGUGAUCAGUUUGUGUCUCUAAACUGUCUUAGAGGUGCUGAUUUAUCUUUCUGGUCAUUUUGGAGGCUGCAAAUUGUGGUGCUGUUGAACUGUAUUGCAUUAUAUAGGCAGGUGUUUCUAUUAUUUUGUCCAUCAGACUCAAGAACAGAAAUUCAGGUUAUAAUUUAAUAUGACAUUUUCUACAGGUUUGUUCAUUUCUGCGUUUCCAGCUGUGAGUAGCUCCUCCAACAAAAACAUGGUGCAUUCAGAAAGUAUUGAGACCCCUUCACUGUUUUCACAUGUGAGUGUGAAUGGUUGUUUGUCUCUAGACUAGUGAUCUGUCCAGGGUGUAUCCAGCCUCUCGCCCUGUGUCAGCUGGGAUUGCCCAGAUAAUGGCAGCAUAGAUAAUGGAUGGAGGAUGGAUGGAAAAGCACAAACAGAAUUUUAGAAAUGUUUGCAAAGUUAUUGAAAAGGAAAAUUUUAAAUAUAUUGACAUAAGUAUUCAAUCAAUUGACUUUACCACAGGUGAACAAGAGAAAUGGGUGGAACCUAAAGUAAAUUUUAAAAGUGUCAUAGCAAAGGUUCUGAAUGCUUAUGUCAAUGUGAUUUUCCCUCUUUAAUCACUUUAUAAAAUUACAGAGGAAUAGAGGUUGCAAUAUAACAAAAUGUGAAAAUAAAGUGAAGGGGUCUGAAUACUUUCUGAAUGCACUGUAACUGCAGCUGUCACUACAGUUGAUUUUACUCCACUAAUAACACAUGCUACAGGGCAAGUUUGUUCACCUGGGCUCAUGCUCUCUGGAGCUCAGCCUGCCGGCUGCUUGAUUUCAUAUUUAGAUCGUAGGUGACGGUUGGAAUGUAGAUCGAUUGGUAAAAUGAAGGCAUUGCCUUCCAGCUCAGCUCCUUUUUCAAUAGAACAGUCUGGUACAAUGCCUGCAUUACUGCUGAUAAAGCACAACCCAAAUUCACAAAUCACAUUGAUUCAAUAUUUGAAUCAAUGUGAUUUGAGACCAGGUAAUGAAGAUUUAAAGGAAGCAGAGAAUAUUUAUUUUUAAGAUGCAGCUGAAAACUUUUACAUUUUUUUGAUCUCUUAUUAUUGGUUAAUAUUUUGUUAGUAGUUUAGUUUUUGGAAGUGUAGUAAAGUUUGUGUAGCGACAGUUAGCAGUGCUGUGUGUUACAGGCUGUUUCUCUGAUUUGAUGAUGUACUUGUGGUUGCAGAGGUGUAGAGUGGAUGUUGAAAACAACCAGAAUUUUGUUAAUUUAAGUCAUUGUGACAGUAUUUGUUUUCAGUAUAAAUAUAGAGACAUCUGAUUGUUUUCUCUGACAUUUGUCAUUUUCAGUUUUACUCCCUCUGUGAAAAAAUGCUGUGACAGAUUAUUGAGGAUAAUAUAUGAAGUUUCAGGGUCCUUAUUUUCAUAGUAAAACGGUCUGUUUUCUGUUAUUAAAUUCUGUCAAUUAGAUUCUGCUAUUAAUGUUUUAAUGUAUUGUAAUUCAGUUGCAAAACAUUUUUUGACUUCAAGAUUUGAAAGCAGUUAUCGCCCCACAGCUCUUUUGAAAAUUACAGAAUUAGGAAGCCCUGUUUCCUGUCACCUUAUUGAGCUGUUCCACAUAUUGUUUCAGCAUCUCUCUGCUUACAUCAGAGUUGGGUUAAAUAACAGAGAGGGAGGGUGACCUAGGAUAAGAGGUACAGAUUUCAUUUGGAUGGAUAUAUUAUUUUAUAGUCAUAUGAGCAGUUGUCUACUUGGCCUUUUUUGUGAUCCAUCUUUGUUGUUUAAAGGUGCUGUAGAAAUAAACUUGUUUUUCCUGGCCUCAUUCCAUUUUAGCCUCUUUUUUAAAGUCUUUUAUUUAAAUUAUAUUUUAAUGUGUAAUAAUUUUAAUGGCUUUUUCAGACUUGAGAGUUAACUGUAUAUUGCUCCAUCUGUAUUAACUGAAAACUUGACUAAAAUAUUGUUUAAUGGCUUUAAGAGAGUUGA
This is a messenger RNA of Lates calcarifer (barramundi perch), 6833 nucleotides long. It is a transcript of the gene tdrd12, whose product is annotated as tudor domain containing 12. Lineage: Eukaryota; Metazoa; Chordata; Actinopteri; Centropomidae. Gene Ontology annotation, molecular function: metal ion binding. The record is from RefSeq and is a predicted model, not a curated record. Gene Ontology annotation, biological process: germ-line stem cell division; transposable element silencing.